Messenger RNA from Pristis pectinata (smalltooth sawfish), 3116 nucleotides. RefSeq lists its product as uncharacterized. NCBI's taxonomy places the organism in Eukaryota, Metazoa, Chordata, Chondrichthyes, Rhinopristiformes, Pristidae. The transcript is spliced from 5 exons. The coding region runs from base 238 to 1407 and encodes 389 amino acids. The record is from RefSeq and is a predicted model, not a curated record.
GUCGCGGACAUUGAUGAGCGGGUUCGGGUUCAGGUUGUUGUUCCUCACCCGGUUCGGGUUGUUCGGCUGAUUCUCCGACAUCUUCCUCAACUCCGCCUGAUGAUCAGAUUUUUAUUUUUGAUUCACGGUCAAUACUUGAUAUCACAGAUUUUGCCGAUCUAAUAAAAAGCCCCUGAAACUUGACAACAGGCUUGGAGAUUGUCAGCUCAACCACGGGGUUGCCUUGGUGUUACGACGAUGCGAAGGGUCGGUCUGUACCAGAGAGGGGAAAAGGUGGAAAGGAUACCAUCCCCACAACUGAAUAUCAGCCUGCUGGUGAGCCGGUGCCUCAGCAUCGGGACCGGUUCAUCAGUGAAACGCCGAGUCGCCAAAGUGGCCAAAACCAGGAGGAACUGGAGAGCCAGCAUGCAGCAUUCGACCUUACCGGCCAUUGCAUCUCCCCAGAACAUCCAGAUACCAGAAGUGAGGUGCGCUGGGGGGCUCGGUAACUCUGAAAUCCGUCCUGUCUCUCCACCACAUCUGCCUCCCGGCAAUGUGCAGAGAAUCACCGUUGACCUCCGAGCGGCUUUAGCGAGGGUCCAUGAGCCCAGUGAGCGCCCAGCGGAGACCGUGGACAAACGCACCGUGUCGGAUGAGGUGGACAGGGUCGUCCCACCGAACCCCGCGGACACGUUGGCAUUUGACAGAAGUCAGCAGCCGGCAGACGCCCGUAUCUGGAAACCUCUUCCACACUCAGUGUCCAGAAGAAGUCGGAGUAAGAAAGGUUCCUUUGAACUUUUGAAAAUCAACAUGUCCUUGCCACCAAUCGUGGAUCCUCCCGGUGGGCGGGAGCCGCCUCCCAGCGGCGCUCUCACUCCCUCAGCCCGCAACCCAAAGGUCGGCCUCCUCCAAGUCACUAAAGAUGGUAUCCUGGCAAACCCAGACCUUGUCUUUCACCCCGUGAGGUGCCAAAGUAACCGAUUAGUCUCGUUCCCGAAGAUAUUCCUCACACCUAGUUUGGAGGACGCCUCGGCGGCUGAUGAGUGUGCAUCGAGGCAUGAGAGCGUCUUGACCAACCCGCAGAUUAAGGAAAUAAAUCAGAGUUCUGAGCAAUCUGUUGAGGAUUCCACCAUCCCCUUUCAUCAGCUGCUACACCAAAUGAGGAAAAGAACAUCCAGUGCAAACCAUGUGCUGAUUACAGAGGUACUGAAGUCUUUGAGGGAGGAACUAUGGUCAACAUCACAACAACCCAAACACGUUGGCCAGAAUGAAAGAGAUGCUAUUGGUCCUCUAUAUAACAGAAGAAGUGUUCCACUCUGUAGAAGGGCUGAGAACAGAAUGGACGGCCCGGCAGGAUACAUACAUCAAUCAUCUCCUUUGAGGGGAAAUAAAUCACCCGUCAGGCUCAACUUGUCCAAAAACAGGUAGAGACAUUGCACAUGAUCAUUAAUAAGACAAGAGAAUACAGGAAUUAAUACGAGAACUGAAAAUCUUUUCUCUGCUUUCAAGAACCCACUAACUUCAGAGUGCUUUGGAUUUUCUUUAAGCACCUCAUCAUAUCCCUUACCUGGACAUUACUGCUUCGUGAAAUAUUACAGCAGACCUUCAUUUUCUCAAAUAUAAAUCUCCAGUGCCCUUGGACUACCCAGGAAAUGUGAGAUCAGGUUGUCCUGUUUACGUAUUGUCUUCCCCUCCUGAUCUCAGCUCUGCUAGUAGCAAUUGGAUUGGAGUUGCAGGCACCAGUCAUCAUCCUACCACAGGAUCAUCAAUGCAACGCCAACUCUCCUGAAACAAGAGUCUGGGAAGACCUGCUUGUACUGAGAUAUCAAAUAUUCAGCCUUUGUUUGGAUGUAGCAGCACAGGUAAUAGAGUCAGUAGCCAUAUUUCCUCUGUAGGUCAGGGAGCCACCAAAGUACUCUCCUCUACAUCUGAUGUCAGCCUUGGUCAUAAUCCGGAUAAAACAGCUGAAUUCCAGAGAUGAAUAGCCAGUAGUGUCCUUGACACCAAGGUAGCAUUUGACCAAUAUGGGACCAGGAAGUCCUAAUAAUAGGGAAAACUCUUAGAGUGAACUUAGCACAAAGUACGGUGGUUGUUGUUGGUCAAUCAUUUCAGUCCCAGAACAAUACCGCGGGAGUUCCUCAGUAAAAUGCCCAUCAUAAGUCCAGAUGGGGACAUUCAUUGACUACUGCACAUUAUUCAGUUUCAAUCGCAAAUCCUCAGAUAAUGAAGUAGUCCAUGACUGCACGCAUUAAGAUCUGGAUAACAUUCAAGUUUGGGUUGAUUUGUUGAAACAGUUUGAAACUGUUACUUUCUAUAAGUGCCAGACCAUGACCAUCAUCAACACGACUGAAAUGUCCAUGUGAACUAAUCCCUCUGCCUCAGGAUCACAGAGCAUGUUGGCUGUAGGGACAAUCCAGAGGUUUCAGCAAUAGAGGCAGCAUCAGAGCCAUUCAACCAGAAAGUGUCACGACUAAAAUACGAAUUAAAACAGAAAAUGCUGAAAUACUCAACAUGUUGUGCAGCAUCUAUGGAGAGAGAAACAGAGGUCAUGUUUCAAGCCAACAGAGCAGGGGGAUUAUUAAACCUGGUCUUUGACUGGAAACAUUAACUCUCUUCCCACAGAUGCAGUCCGACCUGUUGGGUAUUUCUAGCAUUUUGUGUUUUAUUUCAGAUUUCCAGCAUGUAUACUUUUGGAUAAUUAAAACAGGAACAUUUGCCGGAAAUAAUGAAACCCUUGGUUGAGAGCUGUAACUUGGAGUUGGAAGAGUCAAAUGUUUCCAAAAGCAAGUGCUGUUUUGAUAUUACAUGGUUUAGUGUUCAUAUUAAUUGCACUUUAGGAGUCUUUAAAAGGAAUGAUCUUUUUUAUGAAUAUUUUGCUUAUGUUUAUUUUAAAUCAGAAUAAAAAAUGGUGUUUUUAUACUUCUGACUUUGUUGCAACAUUGCACUGAUGUUUACACAGACAAGGCAGUCUCCAUUGGCAAGCCUAGCAGUUAAAACUGAAAAUUGUUUUGCUUGGAAUGAAUUGUAUUGGAUUAAUCAUUUACUGUAAGCUUGACCAUAAAAUGUAUAGAUUACAUGAUAACAGCAAAUAAUACAUUAGGCAGGUAAACUUUACCUGCCAUGCUGAAUAAUUCAGA